GUAGUGAGGCUCGGCUUAGUUGGCGUCCGAUCACAGGCUAUACAACUCCAUGAGCAGCUACUAGGCAGUUAUAACCUUCACCAUGUUAAAAAUUGGCAGCAAAAGUAACCUAGAGGGAGAGUUUCAGUGUAAGAUCAGCCUUCUAGACGAUACGGAGCUGUCAUGCGAUUUCAAGAGGGACGUUAAAGGACAGAGCGUUUUCGAUGAGGUGUGCAAGACCCUGGAUUUGCUGGAGAAAGAUUAUUUCGGUCUUCGUUAUGUUGACGAUGCAAAACAAAGGCACUGGCUUGAUCUCAAUAAGAGUGUUAUUAAGCAGAUGAAAACUCUGAAGCCUCCAUACAAGUUGUUUUUCAGAGUGAAGUUCUAUGCUGUGGAUCCAAGUGUUCUUCAUGAGGAAAUAACUAGAUAUCAGUUUUUCCUUCAAGUUAAGAGAGAUAUUCUGCAUGGCAGACUCCUGUGCACCUUUAAUGACUUGACAGAACUGGGAGCUUACAUUGUGCAAGCUGAAAUUGGAGACUAUGAUGCCGAUGAUCAUGGAGAGAACUAUGUGUCAGAGUUCCGUAUUGUCCCAAAGCAAGCUGAGAAGCUAGAGAAGAAAAUUGUAGAGAUUCACAAGACACUUUCUGGCCAGGUACCCUCUGUUGCUGAAAAGAACUUCCUUGCCAAAGUCAGAGAACUUGAUAUGUAUGGAGUUGAUCCACAUCCUUGCAAGGAUCAAGACAAUGUUCAGCUAUACCUGGGACUGACACCAAUUGGAAUAGCCAUUAUCAGAGAGGGAAAGAAAGUGUCUGGAUUUGUCUGGAGUGAAGUGUUGAAGUGCAGCUAUGAGGGGAAAGUAUUCUAUGUGCAGGUCCAUCGAGAGGAUCGUAAAGCCAACUAUGGCUUCCGGCUCCCUGACCCUCUGGCGUGCAAGCAUUUAUGGAAAUGCGCUGUGGAGCAUCUGGCAUUUUACAGUCACAAAGAGAGCACAGUAGCAAAGCCAAAGAGAAAAGCUAUCUCACCCCAGAGGCUUUUUAGGAGGUCAAAGCAUAAGUACAGCGGGCCAACUCACGACCAGCUGAUAGCAGAAAGUGAGAAGAUCAGUCGCCCUGAGCCACAGAUUAAGAGGGCUCCCAGCGUGAGGAUCUCCCGGCGGAUAAAAGUUCCCUCAGAUAGCAUCUCGGAGAGCACAGGGGUAUUGAAUCUUCCUAACACGCCAAACGGUCAAGCAAGCGGAGAAAUCACGCCGAAUUCGGCAGCCUCCGAAUUAAAGAGGUUUGAGACUUCAGUUUUCCCCAGCCCUCCUCCGGACGAGAGUGUUACGUCAUUCGAUAUGACUGACACUGGUUCGCCGUCGACAGUCAAUCACGUGGGACACCAUGACGUCAGCCCUCCUAAUGAGGUUGUCACGAAGCGACCUCCGCCAAGUCACGUGGAAGUGGAAAACUAUGGUUUCAAAAUGUUUAUUUUUAUCAUGUUUAUUCUAGCUUUGAUAAUGAUUCCCAUUGCCAUCGUGUGGGAAACAAGAAAGACUUACAUCAAGUCUACAGACGCCUACAAGGGACUUGCCAAAUGGGUGUUUAGAUCUUUUGGCUACAAAAUCUAACGGGUAACUCAGUGCUGGGGAAUUUUUAAUUAGUUGUAGAAGUACAGUACUAGCGAUUCAUCGUCAAUUGUUGACUUUGAAAAUUAAUUCUUACUACGUAGUCGACAAGCUGUCGUUUUUGACCUUUCUGUUAGAACUUUUUUUUUGGUUUUAUUUGUCAAUGAACCAGUUUUCUUUUAGCUUCAUUAAAUAGCUAACUCCAUACGCGCAAUCGAACGAUGGAAGAACGUGCAGUGAGCCGUGUGGGUAUUUUGAAGUUAAAAAGGAAACAUUCUGUAAUUUCAGCAACUUGAAAUUUGGUGUUAUCGAGCGAGCUACGAAAUAAAAAACAAACUGAAUGUAUAUCAGAGAAUUCGAGAUAUUUGUUUGAAAGACCAGGAGGUAGACUUUCUUGGCGUGAACCUUCUUCUUAGAAGGAAUGGGUGGUUCUAAUUCUUGAUGAUUGCAGACGCUUGGAGUUUUAGACUUCGUCUUUUAAUACCACUUUUGGAAAUACAAUAUGACAACUUCUCAUUCCAUUUUGAAGCAGACUGAUCACAUGAUCUGAAGUAGUCGUACAUUUCCGUUACAGAGUUCUGAACAAAUCAUCUUUCGCAGCUCUUCUCAGGGUAGUCAGGCUCAGGCGUCACGCAACGUUUCUCUCUUUGCAACAAGAAGCAUCUCUAAUCAUCGGCAAAUUUAUUUUUCACGUAUUUGCUAACGCGUCGGGCGUGUAAGUACUGUUGAACGGCGAAAAUGAAGAAAGACUUGUCCUUUUCGUUUUGUCAAGUUCCACUGCACAAAAGCAAAAACAGCUGGGAACAAUCAAACUCAGAUAGUCGAUGUUGCUUAUCAACGUCGCUGAUAGCGAGACGACAGUCGCGGACUCGUACAGUUGUCCUGACAUAAAACAGAACAGUACUUGUACGUGCGGCUGAAUAUUGUUCUAAAUUAAUUUUUAAUUCACUCUCAUGUGGUAGUGUCGCUAGUUUAAGAUAAUUGCACCUCAGUAAAGAAGUUUCAAAUAUUUUGUAGUAAAGCGAUGAGGGUGAAACGUUAAUUGUAAAAUAAGUGGACCGUAGGUAUAUAAUUGUUUCGUAGGCGUCACACGUUUUCCAAUUUUUGUUUCAAUAUUUACACUUAGCGAUGUUCAUUUUCUUAGUAAGAUAAUUUUUGCUACAUUUUUCUGAAGUCGGAAGAAGAAAUGAGUUCGUGGCAAAUCCUCAUAGCAUUUCACAGAUCCAUUCAAGUAACACUCGUGUUUAGCUUUGUUCUUUGCCAUUAAUGGUUUAUAGCUUGCAGAGAGGUCAAACGCUUCAAGAGAGAUUUGCCUUUUUCUCAUUUAAGUGUGGUGUGUCUUUAUCGUUUGCGUAGCAACGUGUAACGUAUUAGCACUGGUGUAUUAAUAGGGUUAAUUAAAAUAAUGCUUCCUGGGGAGUUGUUUUCGCGAACCACUCCUAAACAGCUGAAAAGCGUGUUUUUGUGAGAUGGGUUCCAUCACUAAGGGCAUUCCGUCUUUGUAUCAGGAUAGGAUUUCAAGUUGUAUACGACCUACUUUUAAACUGUAAAAGCAUGGCCAAGGUUGACAAUAAAACUCCUUUGUACAGGUCA
Molecule: messenger RNA, 3175 nt
Organism: Orbicella faveolata
Lineage: Eukaryota; Metazoa; Cnidaria; Anthozoa; Scleractinia; Merulinidae
Product: FERM domain-containing protein 3-like
Biological process (GO): actomyosin structure organization
Cellular component (GO): cytoskeleton
Molecular function (GO): cytoskeletal protein binding
Source: RefSeq, a predicted model, not a curated record